AUGAACUGGGCCUUCCUCGAGGGCCUCCUCAGUGGGGUGAACAAGUAUUCCACAGCGUUCGGUCGCAUCUGGCUCGCCAUCGUUUUCAUCUUCAGGCUCCUGGUCUUCCUGGUGGCCUGUGAGAAGGUCUGGGGUGACGAGCAGAAGGACUUUGAUUGCAACACUCGGCAGCCCGGUUGUCACAACGUCUGCUACGACCACUACUACCCCAUCUCCUACACCCGACUCUGGGCUCUCCAGCUGAUCUUUGUCACCUGCCCGUCCCUUCUUGUGGCGCUCCACGUGUCCUACCGGGAGGAACGUGAGCGCAAACAUCGGCUGAAGCACGGAGAAGAUUGCGUCCCUCUGUAUGAUAACAUGGAGAAGAAGCGAGGGGGUCUGUGGUGGACCUACUUCCUCAGCCUGCUGUUUAAGAUCAUGGUGGAUGGUGUGUUCGUCUUCCUGCUGUUCUACAUCUACGAGGCCACGUUCUUCCCACCACUGGUGAAAUGCAACAUAGAGCCAUGUCCCAAUGUGGUGGACUGCUACAUCGCCAGGCCGACAGAGAAGAAAAUAUUCACCGUCUUCAUGGUGGUGACCAGCUUUGUGUGCAUCUUCCUCACUUUCUGUGAGGUCCUCUACCUGUGUGGGAAGAGGUUCUGGGAGUGCUGCGGAGGAGGACAGAGCGCGCUGAGAGAAAACUCCUUCAUGAUGACCAGAACUGGGAGAGAGAACUCUCUGUUCAAAGAGCCGCUGCCGGAGAAGACGAAGAUGGUCGACAACGGCAAAGCAGACGCUGCAAAGGAGAGUUCAGCCCCAGCGUACAGCAUAGCAGUCUCCUGA
Messenger RNA from Epinephelus moara (kelp grouper), 822 nucleotides. Its product is annotated as gap junction beta-4 protein-like. Gene Ontology annotation, cellular component: connexin complex. Lineage: Eukaryota; Metazoa; Chordata; Actinopteri; Perciformes; Serranidae. The coding region runs from base 1 to 822 and encodes 273 amino acids. The transcript is spliced from 2 exons. Gene Ontology annotation, biological process: cell communication. The record is from RefSeq and is a predicted model, not a curated record.